ACAAGGACGGCGAGCGGAUGCAAUCAACUUCUUUUCUUCUGUGGUGUGGCGGAUGCCAUGCUGUUCUUGGGCAAGCCGCACGCGCAGGUGGCAUGGAGUCUGCUUCAGCAGGGAAGGCACAUCUUGGCCGUGGAUGGGGACACAACGCAGCUCGAAUACACCGUGCAGUAUGCCACCCAUGAAGUGUCGUCCAAGGCUUACCCAUGCCAUUUCCACCAUAUCGUGGUCGAGGCCGUUUAUGACCCGAACAAGAACAUGUUCUUUAAGUUGACUCUGAAGAAAAGGCGCCAGGUCUACUCCUUCCUUUACGGUGAACAACCAAGGUUGAGAUUUGACCCGCAGUACGUGGUGCGGAAGGAAGUCGCCAUUGCGGUCCUCCAGGGCUACCACGGAGCGAGUCGGGCUGGCGUUGUGAGCUUCAUGAAGAGGCUGGAAUAUGUAUUUUUUAACGAGGAUGUCGUCGAUCCGGCCGACUUCACUUUGGAUAACUACAAGCUGGCAUUCGGUGAGGAGGACGAUUUCAAUAUCGAGACUGAGGAGAAGGAGAGCGUUGAGGACAACCUCUUCGAUUUGGACGGGCAAUUGGUCAUCUUCAACGCCCAAGUUUCUGAGUCGCCGUCAGUAUGCAAACCGGGGACACCUCUCGCUACACCCACCUCGGGCGGCCCCACGCCCGUGUCCUCCUCAGCGCCUGUCAAGGGGGGUGGGUUGUCCCGUCUGAGGAGUUCGCCGGGGGAGCCUAUUCGUUUCAGACCGCAGCCCGAACGUCUUCGACCCGGCCAUCCAGUUCCUCCGGACCAUCCGCAUCUCAAGGCUCCUGCGACUCCCUUCCACAUGGGCGACAAACACACCUUCUCCACAUCCGAAGAUUGGGGCCAUGAUAUCGUGUGGCAUCCAGACCAUUUUCAGCCAGUCCUUCUCGACGGUGAAUGGGCAGUGGUUGUGAGGGACUCAAAUAAAUUGUUGGAAGUAUCGUCCGCAUUCUACGCCCUUCCGUCAAGCCCGUCAAUUAACCAAGUGAGUGGGGAGUUGCCAGCGGGCACCCAGACGGCAGGAGUUGUGAAGCGCAAGUCUCGCAGAAAGGAUGGCGAAGGGGAUGGUGAAGGCGGCGGGCAACGAGGUACCGGAGGUGGAAGUGAACAGCGUUCAACGAAACAGCGGUCUCCGGGGCACGCAGGCGGCGGAAAGGGGAAAACGGGCAGCCGGGAGAAGAAAAAGCCUCGAAGCGGAGACAAGACAAAGCAUCACACAAGAGAUGGGCAGGGGUCCGAUGUCGACCUCGACGAGGACGGUGGGGUUCUGGCGGUGACAGGCAGCACCUCAAUGGAGACGGGGAACGACUUGAGGCCUGGGUGGCUUACACGGCCUGGCGAGCAGGACCCUGUGAUUAGCUCCACCAGCACAACACAGUAUACCAAUGCUGUUGGCGGGGCAGUUGUAGCAAAGAAUGGAACUUGCUUCGCUAAGCUCCAAAAACGGUUGGCCGAUUGUCUCGGAUCUAUCCGAACCUCGGAGACGACAUCGUCGUCCGGAACUCUGUGCCUUCCGGGAAGCGAGACGACAAUAUACCACGGAUCCGACAUCGACAAGCUCCAACCAUGUUCGGUUUCACCUCAAAAGGAAGUUCGGAUUAAUCCGAGCCGGGAAGCCAGUACUGUUGAGAGAGCACAACGGUCUCCGGAACUCGAACGGGUGGUCCGGGUUUCCGAAAACCCUGGCGGCAAAAUUCGGAUUCAUCCGAACCAGAAGGACGUCUCCGCCAUGACAGACGACCGGUGUCAGGACACCGUAAUGCUGUGCAUGGAAGUCCACAAGGAGCUGCAGGCAGACUGUCCGACAGAGGGUGAGUUAGUGACCAGUUUAAAUGUCGAGCCCCGCACACUCGGAGCAGAAUGCCUGGUGACGGUACGCGCUGAGUUAGCAGUCUUAAGCCACUCUCCGGUGAAAGCGGACACGUCGUCGCCGUUGGAAACUGUGGGGGCUCGGAUGAAUCCGAACCAGGGCCCUUUGAGCAUGUCCCUCCCUGAUGCAGGUUUGGAGACGACCAUAAUUCGGAUUCAUCCGAGACACACGGAUGAAGGACUUGACGGUUGUCGACUUCUGACGACUUUGGACAAGGACGAUUCCGCCGACGACCGGAUUGAUCCGACACUCGGCGACGUCGGGAUGGAGCAACCAGUUCAGCUGGCAUACGAUGACCCCUUGUACUCCGGCCUUCACGACGAGGUGAUAGGAGAGGACGUUCUGAAGAAGUCCUCUGACGCUGUUGGAGAUAGAUUUCUCUAUUUGAGUGAUGACGAUAAAGACACAGCGCACAACGACAAGAAGUUAAGGGGGGGAGAGGUGUUGUUGGACAUCCAUGGGACCUUGAGCACAACACAAUGCGACACAGUGGCGACGGAGGAAACCCAACCUGUCGAUGUUGUGGACGUCGACGCUCUUUGUCCGGAGACGGACAGACUAAAAUUGCCCGUCGCGAACGUGGAGGAUUUUCGCCAUCGGGAUGGGGAUGAAUUCAUGCCAUUUCCGGUCAUCGACGCCGACAUCUCGAACCUGUCAAGUUUCCCUGUGAGUUUGGAGCACAUCGUCGCCGCGUCACCGCGCACGGGGGCGCCAAUCGUGUUGGGACUGUCAUCGGUGGGCUCUGGUGACGUUGAAGCUAAGCUUGGUAAGCACUGUCUUCCUCUGCUUGCUUCCCGCUCGUCAGCUCGUUUGUGAAGUGUUGUUUGCUUCGUCGAUUUCGGGGAGGUGUGUACGCGGCCGCCAACUG
Molecule: messenger RNA, 2770 nt
Organism: Chara braunii
Lineage: Eukaryota; Viridiplantae; Streptophyta; Charophyceae; Charales; Characeae
Source: the annotation of a GenBank genome assembly